GUUCCGUCUCUUCAUUGUGCGUAUCCUACUGUAUGUAGCCUAUUCCGUCCCUCGUUCCCUCACGGUGCUGAACUCGACGCGAGAGGCAUAACAUAUGGUAAAAAGGAGCGCUGGAAUUUAUUUGCAUUGUUUUAGAAAUAAGUACUUCGUUCAAAGCUAAGUAGAAAGGUCGUUCUAUUUGCAGUAACAAUCAGGAGAACAGUCGAGUGGAAAAAGUCAGUGGAUUCAACGUUUAUUGAGACAUUUGCUGAUAAGGGCAGGAUUGGCCAUGCCAUUUGGCUGUUUGACGCUCGGGGAAAAGAAGGAUUACAACAAUCCCUCAGAGGUGACAGAUAAAUAUGACCUGGGACAGAUUGUUAAAUCAGAGGAGUUCUGUGAGAUCUUCAGGGCCAAGGACAAAAAUACACUGAAAAUGUUUACUUGUAAAAAGUUCCUGAAAAAGGAUGGAAGGAAAGUUCGGAAGGCUGCAAAAAACGAGAUCCUUAUUUUAAAGAUGGUGAAGCACCCCAAUAUUCUUCAGCUGGUGGAUUUCUAUGAGACCAGAAAAGAGUACUUCCUCUUCCUUGAACUUGCUACUGGCAGAGAGGUAUUUGAUUGGAUCCUGGACCAGGGCUACUAUUCAGAGCGCGACACCAGUAAUGUGGUCCGUCAGGUGUUGGAGGCCGUGGCCUAUCUUCACUCACUGCACAUUGUCCACAGGAACCUCAAGCUGGAGAAUUUGGUGUACUUCAACCGCCUGAAGCACUCCAAAAUAGUGAUCAGUGACUUCCACCUGGCAAAGCUGGAGACCGGGCUCAUCAAAGACCCCUGUGGAACGCCAGAGUACCUUGCACCAGAAGUGGUUGGGAGACAGAGAUAUGGCAGGCCAGUGGACUGCUGGGCCCUGGGUGUCAUCAUGUACAUACUGCUUUCAGGCAACCCUCCUUUCUAUGAGGAAACUGAUGAUGAUGAUUAUGAAAACCACGACAAGAACCUGUUCAGGAAGAUCUUGGCGGGGGACUAUGAGUUUGACUCUCCGUACUGGGACGACAUCUCAGAGUCAGCAAAAGGCCUGGUCGCCCGUAUGAUGGAGGUAGACCAGGAUCAGAGGCUGACUGCUCAGGAGGCCAUCAACCAUGAGUGGAUUUCUGGAAAUGCAGCCUCAAAUAAGAAUAUUAAGGAUAAUGUCUGUGCACAGAUAGAGAAGAACUUUGCCAAAGCUAAGUGGAAGAAAGCGGUGCGGGUUACUACCAUCAUGAAGCGACUGAGAGCUCCAGAACAGAGUGCUGACUCGGGGGCAACCAUCCCAGCAGUAGCAACCAGCCCUGCAGCAGGAGAACCCGCCCCAGCUCCAGCAGACCCCCAGGCUCUCAGUGACCCCUCUCCAGCUACCUCUGCUGCAGCCCCUGAGGGGGAGCCUGCUGCUGUCACAGAGCCCCCUGCUGGCAUGGAGGCUGUGACUUUUGAUGCCACUCCCCAAGGUGCAGCAGAGGUCACAGCUCCACCCCCGGCCCCUGAGGAGGCCAGCCCGGUGGAGGCCCCAGUGGAAGCCCCGGAGGAGGUUGAUCUGUUGUUACGGUGUAAUGGAGAGUCCCCGACUCCCCUCCAACCAGCAACUGAAGCUGAUGAUGAGCAGGGUUAGACGGUGAACUCCCUCCUAUGACCUCCCUCCUAUGUCCUCCUUCACUCCCAGUGAUCGUCUUUCCUGCACACUAGCAUGGUGACACUGACUUAUCUCUCUCACUUGCAGCAUGAGUAACAUCUCACAGAGCCUUUGUCCUAUCUUUCCUGAGUGUUGAAUUGAUCUGGCUACAUGUAUUCUGUAUUUUUGAAACAUCCCUCUGACCUUACAGGGGCUUUUUGUGUCUAAUGCAGCCCAACAGCUACAUAUUUUCCUCUGAACUCUCCCCUUUAAAGCAUAUGGAAAUAUGUAAUUGUACCAAACCUGCUUUGAUUUCCUCUUUAAUGAGCCAAGUUUGGGAACGUUUUUACCCAGUCUUACUCUCACAGUAUUCCAAUGCAUUAUCAUGGCAUACAGUAAGGUAAUGAACAGCUUGGCUUUGCUCUUGUAGUGUUGGUUUUACAUAAUGAUCUGUAGCAUUCCUCCUUUACACCCCUCUCUACACAUGGAAGAUCCUGUUUGAUCUCUUUUUGGGGGUGAACAUUGCUCUCUUUGUUAUUUGUUGUAUACACUCAUCAGUAGUUUUGUCUGUGCUGCAGCAAUUAUGUUUACUGGGGGAUGCAGCAGGCCCAGUGUUAGUGAAAGGCAGCAUCCACAACAUGCUGGGUAAAAUGCAAAAGACAUAUUUCAGUUGAAUGCAUUCAGUUUACCAACUGACUAGGUAUCCCCCUUUCCCUUUCCCUCGCCAGCUUUCUGCUUAGGAAAGCACCACAUGGCUGUCAGUGUAAAGAUUCUGUAUAUAGAGACCUUUGUAGAAGUAGUCAAAACGGCAUGCAUUCUUAACUGUUGCUGUUAAUUUCAAAAUUAGAAGCACUUGGUGGAAAGAACGUGCUAAUCCUGCUACUGCCUUUAAACUGGAAACAUUAAGGUCUUUCUGUUCGUUAGGCUCCAAGUGGAGGGCAUUGUUGAUGCUCAUGUUUUGUUUAAAUGGACUACAUCAUUCCAUAGACUUCUAACUAUUCAUAUAAUGUACAUCAAGUGCCACUACUGUAAAUGUACGUUAUAUUAAAUGAGUUGUGUUUGUUACACAGUAGUUUCUAUGCAUCUAGAAUUAAUUUUGUAGCUCAUCUUUAUGAAUUUCACAGCAGGCCUCAGUCAUAACAUAUCUUCAUACAUCCUAUGCGAUUAGAUCAACUUUUUCUAUUUCUAUAAAAUUCUUUUUUUUUUCAUUCCAUUUCUGAUUUAACAGUUCUUCUGUCUUAUUCAUUCUUAUACAUCCUAAAGUACAUAGAUCCGUUUGUAAAUAAAUAUAAUUUAGCCUACAAGGAAAAGCAUGAUAUUCUUUUCGCAGUUGUAUAACAUUAGAUUGUGACUGUGUAAAAGCACCACCUGUAAAAGCCAUUUUUACCCCCCACCAGCUUUUUUGUUUUUUACAAGUUGUUGUUGAUUAAAGGAAACAGAAGAAUUAAGAGCAA
Molecule: messenger RNA, 3075 nt
Organism: Salmo salar (Atlantic salmon)
Lineage: Eukaryota; Metazoa; Chordata; Actinopteri; Salmoniformes; Salmonidae
Product: caM kinase-like vesicle-associated protein
Biological process (GO): protein phosphorylation
Molecular function (GO): protein kinase activity; ATP binding
Source: RefSeq, a predicted model, not a curated record